Rhizoctonia solani is the source of this 1263-nucleotide messenger RNA. RefSeq names its product actin. Gene Ontology annotation, cellular component: SWI/SNF complex; NuA4 histone acetyltransferase complex. Gene Ontology annotation, biological process: regulation of transcription by RNA polymerase II. The record is from RefSeq and is a predicted model, not a curated record. Gene Ontology annotation, molecular function: chromatin binding. The transcript has 11 exons. NCBI's taxonomy places the organism in Eukaryota, Fungi, Basidiomycota, Agaricomycetes, Cantharellales, Ceratobasidiaceae. Bases 1 to 1263 code for a protein of 420 amino acids.
AUGGUCGCGUACGGAGGAGGCAAGUCAAUUCAGACGAAGUAUCGGCGCUUGUGCUGGAUAUUGGGACAUCCACGACGCGAGCAGGCCGUGUUUCCGACGACAUUUGGAUACACUACCCACUACUCUGGAGACGAGAACAACAAGGAAGUCAGGAUUCAUCUCGGAGAUGAGGGCGUUAGUCUCUGGCGCGAUGGUAUGGAGGUUGGCAAUCCCCUCCAGAACGGCAUUGUCUACGAUUGGACCCCUGUUCCUGCGAUUAUUAACCAUGCAAUCAACCGUUCGCUGCAUUGUGACCCGGCCGAGCAUCCUGUGCUUAUGACUGAGCCUGCAUGGAACACACAAGCUAACCGUGAACGAAUGGCCGAGAUUCUGUUUGAAGAGUUCCAGGUCCCAGCAUUUUAUAUCGCCAACAAUGGUGUGCUUAGCGCCUUUGCUGCUGGAAAAGGCACGGCGCUCGUUAUUGAUAUCGGAAAGAGUGUCGCGAGCGUUGUCCCCGUCUCGGAUGGCUUUGUACUGAGAAAAGGAAUUGCACAAUCUCCUCUUCCUCCACUUGCACAAACAACCGCGUUCACGAUGCUUUCCAACGGGAACGCAAAUGUUGGAAGACCAGGAGCUUCACUCGUACCUCACCAGCUCAUUGCUUCCAAACAGCCCGUUGAAGUAAACAUGCCCCCCUCCUUUGCACUGCGGCCGGAGCGCCAGCCAGGGACAACCAAAACAUGGCUAUCGUGGGCCGAAAAUCGCGAAGUCGAGGAAUGGAUCAAUGGAUGCGUCGGCGUGUUAGAUCAAGGAUGGAACGAUCAACAUGCUGCGAUGCGUCCUCCGCGACAUUAUGAAUUUCCGACGGGAUUCAGCUCGGUGUUUUCGUCUGAACGCUUCAUACCUGGAGAAGUGUACUUUACGCAUCAUCAUCUUGGAGGCGGACCCCAACUCCCCCCAACUCUCCCCCAACUCAUCCAUGCGUGUCUGAACGCUACAGAGCCAGACCUUCGACCGGCUCUAUUAAACAAUGUCGUCCUUACUGGUGGAAACAGCUUGCUGCCGGGCAUGGCGGAUAGGAUCAAUAACGAGCUGAUGAGGCUAGCCGGUGGCAUUCAGUCUAAACUCAAAAUUCAUGCUCCCGGAAACCCUUCUGAACGAAGGUUCGCACCAUGGCUUGGUGGAAGUAUUCUGGCUAGUCUCGGGACAUUCCACCAGCUAUGGAUCAGCAAGGAAGAGUGGAAGGAACACGGACCGAAUAUCGUUGCGCAACGAUGCAAGUAA